AGGGGUGCACUCUAACAGAAAGAGGAAGAGAGAGCAGAGAGAGGAGAGCAAAACUGAGGUUGCUGACACUGUGAGAGAAUAUUUAUUUCCUCAACACUUAUCACUUAGGAUCCUACUAGUUGUCUGGUGUGGAUAUAAUACCAGUCUGUCUUUAAGAUGGGGUCCAGAACUCUUCUACUUAUUCUGGGUCUUCAUUUCACUCUACUGGGGAACCUAGAGGCCAUAGAUUGCGGCCUGGGCUUCAUAGCCAAAGGGAGACAACAAUGUGUUGAUAUAGAUGAAUGUAAAGAGUGGGACAGUACCCCACCCUGUGGAAGUAAAGCUGCAUGUUACAACACACAGGGGAGCUUCUACUGUCAGUGUCAACCUGGGUUCAGAUCCACAACAUCUUUCAAGUUUACUCCUCUCGCUGGGGAGUGUAACGAUCGCAAUGAGUGCCAGAAGACACCACAGGUUUGUGGCAGCAACGCCACUUGCCUCAACACCAUUGGGAGCUACCUCUGCCAGUGUCAACCUGGGUUCAGAUUCACAACGCCUGUCAACUAUACUGCUCUCACUGGGGAGUGUAAGGACAUGAAUGAGUGUAAGGAGCAGACUGCUGAUUGCCCCAACAACUCAUCCUGUGUGAACACUCCAGGGUCCUACACCUGCAUCUGCCAGUCUGGGUACAAACUAACAGAGAGCAGGUGUGAGGACGUGGAUGAGUGUAAGGAGCAGACUGCUGAUUGCCCCAACAACUCAUCCUGUGUGAACACCCCAGGGUCCUACACCUGCAUCUGCCAGUCUGGGUACAAACUAACAGAGAGCAGGUGUGAGGACGUGGAUGAGUGUAAGGAGCAGACUGCUGAUUGCCCCAACAACUCAUCCUGUGUGAACACCCCAGGGUCCUACACCUGCAUCUGCCAGUCUGGGUACACACUAACAGAGAACAGGUGUGAGGACAUAGAUGAGUGUAAUGUAACUGCUGGUAUCUGUGAAGGGGGAGGGACCUGUCAGAACCAGGAAGGAAGCUACAUUUGCCUCUGUCUCCCUGGAUACAGUAAUUAUGGCAACAAACAGGCUAGGUGCUCAGACAUAGAUGAGUGUAAUGCAACUGCUGGUAUCUGUGGAGGGGGAGGGACCUGUCAGAACCAGCAAGGAAGCUACAGUUGCCUCUGUGUACCUGGAUACAGUAAUCAUGGCAACAAACAGGCUAGGUGCUCAGACAUAGAUGAGUGUAAUGUAACUGCUGGUGUUUGUGGAGAGGUAGGGACCUGUCAGAACCAGGAAGGAAGCUACAGUUGCCUAUGUCUCCCUGGAUACAGUAAUUAUGGCAACAAACAGGCUAGGUGCUCAGACGUGGAUGAGUGUAAGGAGCAGACUGCUGAUUGCCCCAACAACUCAUCCUGUGUGAACACCCCAGGGUCCUACACCUGCAUCUGCCAGUCUGGGUACAAACUAACAGAGAGCAGGUGUGAGGACAUAGAUGAGUGUAAUGCAACUGCUGGUAUCUGUGGAGGGGGAGGGACAUGUCAGAACCAGGAAGGAAACUACAGUUGCCUCUGUCUACCUGGAUACAGUAAUCAUGGCAACAAACAGGCGAGGUGCUCAGACGUGGAUGAGUGUAAGGAGCAGACUGCUGAUUGCCCCAACAACUCAUCCUGUGUGAACACCCCAGGGUCCUACACCUGCAUCUGCCAGUCUGGGUACAAACUAACAGAGAGCAGGUGUGAGGACAUAGAUGAGUGUAAUGCAACUGCUGGUAUCUGUGGAGGGGGAGGGACAUGUCAGAACCAGGAAGGAAACUACAGUUGCCUCUGUCUACCUGGAUACAGUAAUCAUGGCAACAAACAGGCGAGGUGCUCAGACAUAGAUGAGUGUCAUGUAACUGCUGGUAUCUGUGGAGGGGGAGGGAUCUGUCAGAACCAGGAAGGAAACUACAGUUGCCUCUGUCUACCUGGAUACAGUAAUCAUGGCAACAAACAGGCAAGGUGCUCAGUACUAACCUGUGACCAGUUUAAAGGGGAUGAGACUCCUGGACAGAAUGUCCCAGGUUUAGCUGGUCUCCUGUCUCUGAUGAGGAACAGCUGUUUGGCUUUAAAUAACUCUGGGGACGCAGCCGGAGGGAGACUGACUGGAGAUGGGUUACUGAAGAAUGUCUUCACGCAGAUAGACAGUUUCCUGUCUCAAGGUAUCCUAAGCAACAGCCGUGAGGUGAGUAGGUUGCUCGGCGCUGUGGAGGACGCCAUGAAGCUCAUAGCGCCGCAGCUCAGAGACAACCACACCACCAUGGAAACAGACCACACAGAGGCUGAGAUUGCAGUGAGGAGGGGACAGACUCCGCCCAUUGGGCCAAUCAGCCUGGCCAAUGACAACGCUCGACUGGACACCAGCUGGGAGACAGCCACUGGCAACGGGACGUACCCAGGUUUGACUCUGGCUGGGUUGGUGUGUUACAAGACAGUGGAGAGAUAUGUCAACAACUCCUUCCAAAACCUCACUGACACAGACACAGACACAGACACAGACACAGACACAGACACGGCGUCAAAGCCUAACUACCAGAUCAGUUCCAAGGUGGUAACAGCUUUUGUCAGUAACCCAGCAACAGACCAACUCACCAAGCCUGUCAUCCUCACCUUCAAACAUCUACAGGUGAGGGCAGAGUCAUCAGAAAUGAACUAUACCUGUGUGUUCUGGCGUGUCCAUUUAAAGGACGGGGCGUGGUCAAGUCGUGGCUGUACCAAAGUCACAUCUAACGCUACAUACACCGUGUGUUCCUGUUCCCACCUUAGCAGCUUUGCUGUUCUCAUGGCCCUCUACCCUGUAAAGGAUACAUUUGAGCUGCGUCUGUUGACGUGGCUGGGUCUGUCGGUGUCUGUGGUGUGUCUGUUGCUGUGCAUCCUGACAUUCUGGCUGUGUCGGUCCAUCCAGGGGACACGCACCACCAUCCACCUCCACCUCUGUGUCUGCCUCUUCAUCGCUGACCUCGUCUUCCUCAGCGGUAUCUCUCACACACAGAGCAAGGGAGGAUGUGGGUUUGUAGCAGGUCUCCUCCACCUGUUCUUCCUAGGAUCCUUCAGUUGGAUGUUGUUAGAGGGGGUUCAGCUCUACCUCAUGGUGGUCCUGGUCUUCAACACUACCAUAAGACCUCUGUACCUGUAUGCUGUGGGAUACGGACUGCCACUGGCUAUAGUCAUCAUCUCUGCUAUCACCUACCCAGAUGGAUACGGUACCACACAACACUGUUGGUUGUCUCUGGAGAGAGGAUUCAUCUGGAGUUUCUUCGGCCCAGUGUGCACCAUCAUCUUCCUCAACGCUUUCAUCUUCAUCAUCACUGUCUGGAGGCUGGCCCAGAAGUUCUCUAGUCUCAACCCUGACCUCUCCAACCUACACAAGAUCAAGGUGUUCACAGUGACAGCAGUGGCCCAGCUGUGUGUGUUGGGUACUAUGUGGAUAUUUGGAGUGUUCCAGUUCCAAGAGGAUGGGACAGUGGUCAUGACAUAUCUCUUCACUAUCCUCAACUCUCUACAGGGAGCACUGCUGUUCAUCAUGCACUGCCUACUGAACAAAACGGUUAGAGAGGAGUAUUGCCAGCUGCUGUCCUGUAUCUGCACACCACAGAAGAAGAGAUACUCAGAUUUCAGCACUAACAACCCUUCCUCCAGCCAAUCCCAGGGGUCAAGGCGUACCCAGAACACAGGGGAGUUGCAGACAUGAUGACAUCACCAAUCCCCCAUAAUGCACGUCUUUACUCCCCCUCCCUUUUCAGGCCUGGUUCAGUAGAAAAUGUGCCCUACGAGCCCGGCUGGUUAUGUGCCCUAUCUAGAACCUUAACGGGUUCUUCGGCUGUCCCGGUAGGAGAACUCUUUCAAUAACCCUUUUUGGUUCCAGGUAGAACCCUUUUUUGGAUUCCAUCUAGUUGCCUCUCCAAAAAGUUCUACCUGAAACCAAAAAGGUGCCUCUAUGCGGACAGCAGAAAAACCCCUUUAGGAACCCCCUUGUCUAAGUGUGUACUAGCACAGCUGGUCAGCAGAAAAACCCUUUAAGGGAACCCCCUUGUCUAAGUGUGUACUAGCCCAGCUGGUCAGCAGAAAAACCCUUUAAGGGAACCCCCUUGUCUAAGUGUGUACUAGCCCAGCUGGUCAGCAGAAAAACCCCUUUAGGAACCCCCUUGUCUAAGUGUGUACUAGCCCAGCUGGUCAGCAGAAAAACCCCUUUAGGAACCCCCUUGUCUAAGUGUGUACUAGCCCGGCUGGUCAGCAGAAAAACCCCUUUAGGAACCCCCUUGUCUAAGUGUGUACUAGCCCAGCUGGUCAGCAGAAAAACCCCUUUAGGAACCCCCUUGUCUAAGUGUGUACUAGCACAGCUGGUCAGCAGAAAAACCCUUUAAGGGAACCCCCUUGUCUAAGUGUGUACUAGCCCAGCUGGUCAGCAGAAAAACCCCUUAGGAACCCCCUUGUCUAAGUGUGUACUAGCACAGCUGGUCAGCAGAAAAACCCCUUUAGGAACCCCUUGUCUAAGUGUGUACUAGCCCAGCUGGUCAGCAGAAAAACCCUUUAGGAACCCCCUUGUCUAAGUGUGUACUAGCACAGCUGGUCAGCAGAAAAACCCUUUAAGGGAACCCCCUUGUCUAAGUGUGUACUAGCCCAGCUGGUCAGCAGAAAAACCCCUUAGGAACCCCCUUGUCUAAGUGUGUACUAGCACAGCUGGUCAGCAGAAAAACCCCUUUAGGAACCCCCUUGUCUAAGUGUGUACUAGCACAGCUGGUCAGCAGAAAAACCCCUUUAGGAACCCCCUUGUCUAAGUGUGUACUAGCCCAGCUGGUCAGCAGAAAAACCCCUUUAGGAACCCCCUUGUCUAAGUGUGUACUAGCCCAGCUGGUCAGCAGAAAAUGUGUCUUAAAUGUGUCUUAGCCCCAGUGAUCAGUGCUCGGAAUCCUUAAAUUCCUCCUCUGAUUAGACACUUCAUAUCAAACUUGAUGUUAACCACUGUCUUAUCAAGCAUUAGGUUAUCCAAUCAGAAGUUAAAUGAUCUUCAUGCCAUCCAAUAGGAAUCCAUAUGAUCUUUGUCAUCCAAUAGGACUCCAUAUUCUCUUUAUGUCUUCCAAUAGGAUAAGGGGGAGUAGGAAGUGACAAUGAUGCAAUGAUGUCACAGUAGUUUCAUUUUCACCGACGUAACAUUUACAUUUCAGUCAUUAAGCAGAUGUUCAUAUGCAGAGCAUCUUACAGACAGAAAAGAAGGACCUUAUGGUGUUUAUGUCAACCAAUCAGAAUAUAUAUGAUCUUCCCGUCAUCCAAUAGGAAUCCAUAUGAUCUUCAUGUCAUCCAAUAGGAAUCCAUAUGAUCUUAAUGUCAUCCAAUCAGAAGUUAUAUCCUCUUUAUGUCAUUUUUACAGCCACAAAAGAUCAGUACUAUUUUACUGAUCUUUUAUAAACGCUUACAAACAUAUAUUUUUUUUAUAGUUCAUAAAUUGUUUGUUAUAAUGCUUAUUCGUUAUAGUUAUUAUGAAGUGUUACCAGAGUAUGAGAGGAUGGCUGGUGGGUGCUCCAGAAGGGGAUGAGAGGAUGGCUGGUGGCUGGUGGGUGGUGGGUGGUCCAGAAGGGGAUGAGAGGAUGGCUGGUGGGUGGUCCAGAAGGGGAUGAGAGGAUGGCUGGUGGCUGGUGGGUGGUGGGUGGUCCAGAAGGGGAUGAGAGGAUGGCUGGUGGGUGGUCCAGAAGGGGAUGAGAGGAUGGCUGGUGGCUGGUGGGUGGUGGGUGGUGGGUGGUCCAGAAGGGGACUAGUUGAAUCAUUUAGAAUUUUUCAAACACCUCAAAAAGCUUUUUCCUGCAAUCUAGAGCCAAAACCAUUAUGCUUAAUUCUAUGUAAAAUAUAUAUAUAUAUGUAUUUCUGCAUGUCUAAGUGUAUCUCUUGAGAUGUCUGUACCCUCCUGACUGGUGGGAAUUAUUUUUAAGAAAAUAAAAUGCUUUUCUGCAUCUCUUUUUAAAAUCUGGCUAAAAUAUUCAAUGGAAUAUGAGUCUUAUUCAUUACAUUUAGUUAUUGCUGGCUUUUUUUGCCAGCAAGCAUGUCAGCUAAGAUAGUUACCAAACUGGAUAAGCCCCUGUGUCCCCUAUGGGCAUGAUGCCUCUGACCUCUGACCUCUAUGCAUAUAAUGAGUUAAGAAUCUUAUGAGAUAAGAGUCUUUGAGUAGAACAUGGCUUCAUCAAUCACACUGCUUUUGUCCAAAAACAACGUUUAUCGACAGGUUUUUUCAGAAAUCCCAGUUGAAAGAUUCCCGGAAUCAGGAGGAAAUAAGCAGGAAAUCCGGAAUUCUCCAAUCGGGAUUUUGGGGAAAACCUGGUCAUUUGUUUGAAAGGUUAAAGAUAAUGUGAUACCCUACGGGCAUUUUCCUGGACACAGGAAGGUUUGUUUACUUCUGACCAACUGAACCCGGGUCCAGCAACUGUGAACCCAACACCUUAGUUGUUACGCCAAGAGCUCCCAACCAAGUUCAACAUCAGAACACAAAAUAUAAGCUUGUGUUAAUCCAUUGUUUGUAAACAAUGUCACAUGGUUAAAAAACAUCAUUUUGAGCUCACGGGUGUUCCUGCAUCCACAGAUCAGUCUAUUGUUUGAAAGUGGUCACAUCCCUCAGCUGAACCAAAACAAGCGGUGGGGGGAGGGGACCCCUUUAAGGUUCCCCCCUACAACUUGGUCUAAGCACAAUCAUCCAGAUACUCGGCUGUCUUCAAGAAAUUGUCAAAACAAUGUCUGCAAUCAAUUUUUAUUUUUAAUUCUAUUAUUUUGCACUUCAACAAUCGGUUUGGUUUUAGUUUAUUUUAAAAAAAUGAAUGUGUAUUAUAUGAAAAAUAAUUCAAAGCGAUUGUGUAUUUUAUUUAGAAUGUAUAAUUUUUUAUGUUAUUCUAUGAGCAGAGUUCUGAAUGUAAGCACUUAUUGUUGUACUUGACUGCAGGAGUCUGUAUGGCUGGG
This is a messenger RNA of Oncorhynchus mykiss (rainbow trout), 6947 nucleotides long. The record is from RefSeq and is a predicted model, not a curated record. NCBI's taxonomy places the organism in Eukaryota, Metazoa, Chordata, Actinopteri, Salmoniformes, Salmonidae.